This is a messenger RNA of Balaenoptera acutorostrata (minke whale), 1600 nucleotides long. RefSeq names its product melanoma antigen preferentially expressed in tumors-like. The coding region runs from base 194 to 1600 and encodes 468 amino acids. The transcript is spliced from 5 exons. Gene Ontology annotation, cellular component: cytoplasm. Gene Ontology annotation, biological process: negative regulation of DNA-templated transcription; positive regulation of cell population proliferation; negative regulation of cell differentiation. The record is from RefSeq and is a predicted model, not a curated record. NCBI's taxonomy places the organism in Eukaryota, Metazoa, Chordata, Mammalia, Artiodactyla, Balaenopteridae.
CGUGCUCCUACUGCUGGGGUCUUGGACAGCUCAAGUUUUUUCCAACUCUUGUUCCAAUCAGCAUCCCAUUCUGGAUACCACAUUGCAUUUGGCCAUCAUUUCUCCUUAGUCUCCUCCAGGCUGACAGUUCCUUCAGCUUUCUGGGUCUUUCCCAAUCUUGACGCUUUUGAAGAUACUGGUCAGGUUUUUGAAGAUGGACCAAAAGACCACAGUCACACUCCUAGAGCUUGCUGCAAAGAGUCUGCUGAAUAAUGAGCCUGCAGCUAUCCAUGCCCUGGACGAAAUCCCAAGAGACCUCUUUGUUCCAUUGUUCAAUGCUGCCUUCUUGGGUGGGCAUAAGACGGUGCUAAAGGCAAUGGUGCAGGUUUGGCCUUUUCGCUGUCUCCAUAUUGGGUCAUUGAACACACGAGAGUCAUCCUAUGACAUCUUGGAAGCCAUGAUUGAUGGUCUGCAGAUCCUCCCUGCCCAGAACUCUUCCUCUUGGGGGCCCAAACUGAGGAUCCUAGAUUUAAGGCCUGACCUGGACUGUGAGACAAUAUGCUCUGAGAUUGGGACCGCAUUCCCUUUCUGUCUUCAGUCAUGCAUUUACUCUCAGCGCUCUAUCUUUUAUAUAGAAGACGCUCAGCAUAGUGUCAGGUGCCUCGGAAUUGGUAAUUCCGGGUCUGAGCCUCAUUCAGCUCAGGAACCCAUGGAAUUACUAGUGGAUAUUUCCCUCAAUAGUACCGUGAGAACAGAGCAAUUCCUCUCUUUGCUUUGUAGUAAAGUUCAGCAGAACUUUGGGUCCUUGCACCUCUGCUGCAGAGGUUUGCGAAUCCAUAGAAUGUCUGCCCUCAAAAGUAUCCUGCAGUUUCUGGAUCUGGGGUGCAUUGAGCACCUGGAAAUGGAUCAGGCUAAUCUGAGAGAAGUCGUCACCCUUUUGGCUCGGGUGAUCCACCUGAACAGCCUGACUCUGUGUAACAUCCCCUUUAAAUCUUAUAAGAGAAGGAACUUCAGAUCUUUUCUCCUCUGGCUUGGGCAGCUGGACAAUCUCCAGGAGCUCAGCUUGACUUUCUUCUGCCUCACAGAUCAACUGCACACACUGCUCAGAGUUGUGCCACCUCAGUUGGAUACACUGUAUCUACCUUUCUGUAGCCUUUCUAACAGAGAUGUCACUGUCCUGUCCCAGAGCUCUCAGGCCACCCACCUAAGGGUAUUGAGUCUCAGUAACAACCAGAUCUUCUCAGAGGUUUAUGAGCCCUUCCAGACUCUGCUGGAGAAGGUCUCAAGCACCCUGCAACAUCUGGAGAUAAAUAAUUGUAUGAUAACUGAUUCUACUCUCUCUGCCGUCCUCCCAGCCCUGAGCCACUGUACCCACCUCCGUGUCCUUAGCUUUGCCUUCAAUCCCAUUACGAUGCCUGUGCUCAAGAGCCUUCUGCAGCACUUGACAUCCUUGAUGAAGCUGAAGUACGUGAUUUAUCCUGUCCCUGUCCAUUGCUACGAGGAAUGGAAUUUUCAUGAGAGUUUGGACCGACAGAAACUUGCUGAAGUCCAGGCUCAGUUGGAGGCGGUGCUGCACGGGGCACAGCGGGAUGACAUGACCUGGGCCACUUGUUCAAAGUGA